AUGCCGAGCCCCGGGGCGAACUCCGCGCUUCGGCGCCCGGAGGGGGUCUUUGUCCUGGGCACGUCGCUGUAUGUCGCUGACACGGAUCAGCACCGGGUGCUGCAGUAUGGCCUUAGCGGCGGAGAUGGGACCGUCGUGGCCGGAGGAAACGGAGUGGGCAGCGACCUCAAUCAGCUCUCCAGCCCCGCUCAACUCUUCGUGGACGACAGCGAGCAGGAAAGCGGCUCGGCCGUCGUGCACAUCUACGUGGUGGACACGGACAAUCAUCGGGUCAUGAAGAUCCGGGAGGACACCGGGGACGCCACGGAGGUGGCCGGUGGAUGCCUUGAGAGCCCCAACUACAUCGUGCCCUGCAUCCAGGGCGGCGUGCACGAUCCUCCACGGCCGUGGCCGGACAACAUGGAGGAACUCAACCCCUCCAGCGACAACCCCCCCAUCUACCACUUCUGGGGGCCCUCAGGCCUGCACGUGGACGUGAGCACGAUGGACAUCACAGUAGCGGACUCCUUGAACCAUCGUCCUGGUCUGGGAAGCAGCCCGCUGACGACCCAACUUGCGAAGCGGUUUCGAAGCGAAGCCCAGGGGCAGCAUCCCGGUCAGAAGGAAAGGUCUCGGAGGGACGCUGCGCCUGCCGGUACCUCAAGCACCAAGCGAAAGUGGCCGGGCAACAAGCACGAGUUCCACGAGAUCGGCGUGCAGUACGGGCUCAGCAAGUUGGUGGACAAGUGCAUUGAGCUGAUCGUCACAGAUGACCACAUCUUGGAAUCCGAGGACUUCAACGGUCUUUCGCAAGCAGCCAUGAUCGAGCUGGCCAAGCACGACGCCUGGAAUUUGCAUGAAGAUAGCAUCUACGACAUCUUCAUGCGCUGGGCCACGGUGAACUCCCAGAACGAGGAAGAGAAGCGGCAGCUGAGCGAGCCCUUGAUGGAGCAACUGCGAUAUCCGCACAUGUCCAUCUCCAAGUUGAAGAAGAUGUGGAAGAGCCCUGCCGACACGGUGCCCGCCGAUUUGGUGGUUGAGGCCUUGUUCGUGAAGCUGGAGGCACCGGCUGGGUGA
Messenger RNA from Effrenium voratum, 1056 nucleotides. NCBI's taxonomy places the organism in Eukaryota, Dinophyceae, Suessiales, Symbiodiniaceae. The record is from the annotation of a GenBank genome assembly.